Messenger RNA from Aspergillus niger, 1374 nucleotides. RefSeq lists its product as uncharacterized. The coding region runs from base 1 to 1374 and encodes 457 amino acids. NCBI's taxonomy places the organism in Eukaryota, Fungi, Ascomycota, Eurotiomycetes, Eurotiales, Aspergillaceae. The transcript has 6 exons. The record is from RefSeq and is a predicted model, not a curated record.
AUGCUCAUAACGUUCGGACAUAUUAUGAAGUCGCAAAACAGAUAUCGUGCCUGGCUUCGAUCGCAACGGCCGACUGAAGACAGUAAGGCCAACAAGCGGAAAAGGGGAAAUGAGGCCAUUCUCCUCAUAGUACAGUGCGUGGCUGGAUCACCUGAUUGGCAGCAAGCGAUCUACGGGAUCUUCCCCUGGAAAACACCUUCUUUCGGACGACCACCGAGCGAGUGCCUCAAAGUUACGAAAACAGAGUGUGGGCGCUAUGGCAAAUGCACCACGAAUGAUUCUUCAUGCACCACGGCGUGGACCCGUGAAGGCCUGAUAUGUGUAUGUGGCCACUGCAACCCGCACCAUGACUCUGCGAGGCCCCCACUCUCGAGCCGAGACCGCGCUAAAAUGCGAAAGUUGUGGAAGGAUUCGGGUCAUCCGACCUUAUUGGCGAUAACUACUGUCAAGUUUCGAUUAGAGACUCUUCGUCAAGAUACUCAGACAAUCUCCAAUGCUUUAGAUCCCUCAACAAUCAAGGCAGGAUUUUUGCAAGUUAUUUAUCAACUCAUUCAGCCGCUCGUAUCCAGCGUCGUGCACUCUCCUGCCCAAGAUGCCACAAAUUCUACUCGAACAAACAUAACAUCCCACCACCCUACGAUAAUACUUUCACCAUGUUCAUCUUCGCCCUCACAUUUACCCUCUUCAUCUCUCUCUCCUCCGCCCGCACAUGCUACCACCCCGACCAAUCCAUUGCCACCGGAAACGUCCCCUGCACCUCCGCUGAUACGACCUAUUGCUGCGACUCCGAUGCGAUCUGCAUGUCCAAUGGCUACUGCGUUGGAGUCGGAGCCCAGCCAUAUGUCUUCUACCGGGGCUCCUGUACGGACGAAAACUGGGGUAGUGGUUGUCCGACGCAAUGCGGUCAAGAACAACGGGUCUUCGGAGUGCGUGGAUGGCGACACGGCGUUUACUUUAAACAAUGGGGAAAUUAUUCUCGGGCGGGCCCUGCUGGAGAAUGUCACGGAAGUUAGUAAUGCUAGUUCCACUUCGACAAACACCGUUUCCACCGAGACAGUGCUAGCCACGUCAACGACUUGUUCGAGCAGUGAGAAGCACUGUAGCUCUAAUGCGACGGCUGUGGGAGCUGGCGUGGGUGUGCCACUGGGAGUACUGGCCGUGUCGGCUGCCGUGUGGGCGCUCUGGGAGAGGAGCAGGAGAUUAACAGCGUCUACGGCUGCUGUUAACGCUCAAGAGGGUUUCUAUAUGGACAAAGGACCUGUACAAGAGGACCAUGUUCCGCACAGAAUGCAACAGGCGCCGACGGAGUUGGACACGCGGGCUAGGAUAUCGGAGAUGAUGGGAAGUACAUAUAACUACCACCCUGCAUCUUAG